AUUAGUAUCUUUUUUUCCAGUUGGGGAGUUGGAAUCACCCUUCCCCCUCUUUUAAAUUCCCCUUCCAUAUCCUCUUCCCCCUCCCAUACACAAAGAAGCAGUUAAACUGAAAGUACUUGCUUAACCCAAGACAAAGGGGAAGAGCUAAAAUCAGUGAAUAACAAACGAGAAAUAAGUGGAAUUGAGCAAUUGAUAGGUGUUUGCCUUCCCAGGUUAUGUUAGAGGGCAUUCCUGUUCAGCUAUAGGUUGAACUCCUUGGCCUCUGAGAUCUCUUCCACUUCAGAUUAUGUCCAGAGAGACACGCGAGCAGAGGGACCCACGAUGGAGCGGCCUUAGCUACGAAUCUCCGCCCGUCCAGGAAGGGUCGGUGGAGGGGCCGCAGCAACCUCCAGUGGUGAGGAAAGUGACAGGCGCCAAAGGGGUAAGCAGUGUGGCAUAUUGGAAGAAGCGUUGGAAUUGGAGUCAGACUAUUCAUGUCCCAGCUCUGAUGAUUUAUUGUGAGACCGUGGGCUUCAGUUUCUUCAUCUAUAAAAUGAGGGAUCGGCUAACAAUCUUUGACAAUGAAGUCAAUUCAUUUUUGGACAAUAUGUUUGGACCUCGAGAUGCUCGGGUCAGAGGAUGGCUCAUGUUGGACUCCUAUCUUCCUACUUUUUUCCUUACUGUAAUAUAUCUACUUUCCAUAUGGUUGGGUAACAAGUAUAUGAAGAACAGGCCUGCACUUUCUCUCAGGGGUAUCCUCAUUUUCUAUAAUCUUGGAAUCACACUACUCUCUCUCUAUAUGCUUGUAGAGCUCAUUCUCGCCACUUGGGAAGGAGGCUACAACUUACAGUGUCAAAAUCUCGUCAGUGCAGGAGAAGCGGACAUCCGGGUGGCCAGGGUGCUGUGGUGGUACUACUUCUCCAAACUGAUAGAAUUCAUGGACACGAUUUUCUUUGUUCUGAGGAAGAAAACCAAUCAGAUUACUUUUCUCCACGUGUACCAUCAUACAUCUAUGUUUAACAUCUGGUGGUGUGUUCUGAACUGGAUACCAUGUGGACAAAGUUUUUUUGGACCAACACUGAACAGUUUUAUCCACAUUCUCAUGUACUCUUAUUAUGGACUUUCAGUAAUUCCAUCCAUGCACAAGUAUCUGUGGUGGAAGAAGUACCUCACACAGGCACAACUGAUCCAGUUUGUACUGACCAUAUCACACACCCUGAGUGCAGUUGUGAUACCCUGUGGCUUUCCAUUUGGCUGUCUCAUCUUUCAGUCUUCCUACAUGCUUACAUUAGUCAUAUUAUUCUUAAAUUUUUAUGUUCGGACAUACCGGAAAAAGCCUCUCACACAAGAAUCGAAAGAGAAGCUUGCAGGAAAAGAAGUCACGAAUGGUUUUCCCAAAGUUCAUUUCACUGAAGCUAAUGGAAUUGGGGACAAGAAAGCCCUAUGAAAAUAGUAAAGAGAACAACACACAACAGAACCUAAGAAAUUCUUUUGUUUUAAAACAAAAACUGAGUUGAAACAGUUCUUUAAGUUUUAGUACAAACUGACAUCUGUUGUUUAUAAAACAUUUGUACCAAAAAUGUAUUAUUAAUUCAUUGCUAUUAGGUUUAACGUAUUUUCUAAAUGCUUUAGUCAAAGGUUAACCACUGAGAUGAUGCUGGAAAUUUUAGAUCUCAAUGUUAAUGAAAAAAAAAAAGAAACAAACAACUUCCUAAGUGCCCCCCUGUCCCCAUGUGUUUCUUUUUAUGAUGCCUUAUACACUUUCCUAAAGAACACUGAGUGUUUUCAUGGUAAACCUUUAAAUUAAAAAAAAGUUAGUGUUUUGUUUAGAUUAGAUUGUUUAGAUUAACAUAUUUAAACUACAAUGUUGAUUAUCUUCUAGGACUAGGCAGUAAACACCCAUGGAUAGAGUAGUCAAUCCAUUGGACUCCAUAAAGCAGAAAUCUCUAAGAAAUCAUUUAAAAAGGAGUGUGGAACAAGGAAAAUAAAAGGAAUCUAGCAGAAUGUCUUUCUUUCUAAAGCCACAUUCUACUUUGUCUCACCUUCUCUAAUUACUUCUUCCAAAAAGAAUCUUAGUGAAUUAGUGAUAGUUCAUUUAUUUUAGUGCACUUUUUUCAUUUUGAAAAUUAGCUUUGCUAAGAGAGAAAACAUGCACUGCCAAAUCCUCAUAACCUCAGAGACUUUGGCUAGGAAUUUGACUGUUCAGAAAUUCAUGGAGUCCUUGGCCCUUUUAAACUGCGGUUGUCAUAUCAGGCUUCCCGAUUAAGCCUUUGGUUUAGUUAAGAUGCAGUUGGACAGCCUGCUCAUUACUAAAAGUAUCCUCUGAUUCUGGUCUUUCACUGUUCCUCUCUCUAUGCAAUGACUAAAGUCCAACUUCCUCUUCUGUUGGGUUGUAUGCAUCACUGACACUUGUUUUGAAAUUAAUUAACUGAAUUAACUCAGCAAUGGAGUCCAGACAGAAAUGGAAUUUUUUUGGUGCUUAUUUUGGACUUUGUUGGAGACAUGGCAAUAGUCACCUUAUACCAUCCUCUGAGCGCUAUUUACAUUUUUGAGAUUAGGAAGGAAGAAGUGGGCAAUAGGAUGUGUUGCUAUGAAAGAAUUCCCAUAGUAAAUAGCGAGCGAAUUGGCAAAGGCCAGCUCAGCAAAUGAGAACUUCUCUAUGCUGGCAUUGCUCUAUUUAAUGGGACCCAACCUUAAAAGUAGAGAAAAGUCCUAAUGAGAAUUUCCCUCACUCCCUGGAGGAAUCUUGAAACUUAACUUAAUAUGCUAUGAUACUAUCCUAAGAUUAGAAAUAGGAGGAUAUUAUUAGAAGAUUUGAUGGAGAUUAAUUUCUCAGAUUAAAUUCUGCAGAAUUAGAAUGGGCAGUUUUAUAACUUCAUCCUUUCACCCCCACUUAGGCUUACUGCAGAUGUUUCUCAUUUAAUAUCUUUUAAAAAUGCUUUUCAGUUCAUCCUGUUGGCACCAGUUGCCACAGAAAAGUAUUUAAUUGGUAACUUUCGAUCAUCUACUUUCCAUCUUUUCCACCCACCCUUAAGAUAGCCUUUUAAAAAAUAACCCUUACUUUCUGUCUUAGUAACAACUCUUAAGACAGAAGGGCAAGGGCUAAGCAAUUGGGGUUAAGUGACUUGCUUAGGGUCACAUAGCUGGGAAGUGUCUGAGGCCAGAUUUGAACCCAGGACCUUCUGACUCCAUGCCUGGCACUUAGCCACUGUAUCACCUAGCUGCCCCUCCUAAUAACUUUUACAUUAUUUUUCGUAUAAAAACUUGUAAUCACCCUUGAUUUCUUAUUCAUUCACAUUGUUCACUCAGGAGGCUUUGCCCACCUUCUGAGAGGUCACCCACAUGCAGCAUUUAUUGUCAGUAAAUUGUCAGUAUAGCUACCUGGUUCAUCCUUUUAUUAUUAUUAUUAUUACAGUUUAACAUUACCUUUUGAAUCUAGAUUUAUUCCUAUUGAUCACAACAGAGCAGAUAUUGGUCCCAGAUUGGCACCUUCUCACUCUGUAAAUUUUUUUUAAAAUUUCUGGUAUAUUGCAAAUCCAUCCGCCUUCUUUAGGGCACCACUUGGUUAACCAUUUCUUCCCCCUUGCAUUAGCCUUUUUUCACUGGAGUAGUUGCCGCCUUCUAAUAAAUAGUUCUUGGAUGACACACCUUCAAGCCAGCAUAAUUUUUGCCUGAUGCCUUUUAAACCCAGAGCUGGAGCACUAGGUUUGUCUUAGACAAAGCUGAAUCUUGUCCCUUACAUACAGUCGAGGUAAAAAUGAAUUUUUUGCACAUCUGUCUAGGAUGCCCCUUCACUGGCCCUGCUCCUUCUAGUCAGAUUGUUAUUAUGAGGCACUAAGAAUCCCCACCAAUCAUCCAUGGCUAAAUGAGGAUUGCACAGGCCAGUCAUCUUUUCAUGCUGUAUAAGGCCUCUUUUAGCUGAAUCAAAGAGCAUAGGCUCAGGGAUUAUUGGAGACAAAGAGGGAAAUCUGACAUUCUGGGGUAGCCUCCACCGGCAGGCAUGCACUUAACUGGCAGUCUUGAAUACACACAAGUGAUUUAAUUAAUGACUUGAGGUUAGCUCAGAGCUUCUUCCAAUUCCAAACUGGCCUGUCAGUUCACAAAGGCCUAAUUUUUAAAUAUACAUGCAUGUACAUAGAGUUAUAAUAUACAUAUAACGUCAUAAACCAUUCAAGGGCUCAGAAAAAAAGCACACACUCAUAGCAUUGAAAUCUUAGCUAUGAGGACUGAAUCAGGUGUGUUCCAAAUACUUGUCUUAAAACACCUUUAAAUAUUACAGUUUUGAAAAAUAGAAUAAGUUGAAUUUUUUUAAAAUGUGAUUUCUUAUAAAAAACUUGUAAAUAAAACUUCUACAUGUCUGUCUAAUCCUAUGUUGUUUAGGAAAUAAGUGAGAAGAGCUUUUAGGGUGGGGGAGAAAUGCUUCUGUCCCUUAACCAUGAAAAAAAUAGAUUUUAGUGAAUAUAUACCUACAUCUGUUGAUAGUUUUCCUCAUUAAAAAUUAAAAUAAAAUGUUUUCUCUAACCAGAAUCGAACAUGAAAAUUUUCAGUUCACUUUUAAAAUACAGUGUUGCUAUCAUUUAUGUAGUAUGUACUGCAGGAUAAAAUUAUUUGUACUUGAGGAAUAUUUGUAUUUGUUUUCAUGGGAAAAUGUCAUUUGUAUUGGUAGGACAAGAAAUGGGUAAUAAGCCAGUCUGAAUUCCUUGCAGAGUCAAAUACACUUCCCUUAUUUUGUGAAUGUUUCUGGGUAUUUUCCUAUUUGAAAUCUGGAAGUGGACACCCAAUUUCUUGUAUUCAUACAGAAAAGGCACAUCCCAAGAAUACAGCAUCAUUUUAAGUGUGGGCAGGAAGGCAGAAGAAGCCAUUUUUCUUCAUAUAUUAAAAGCAUUCAAUAUGAUUGUUGUAUAUUAAAUUUAUUUUUACCUUAAA
Molecule: messenger RNA, 4905 nt
Organism: Monodelphis domestica (gray short-tailed opossum)
Lineage: Eukaryota; Metazoa; Chordata; Mammalia; Didelphimorphia; Didelphidae
Gene: ELOVL2
Product: ELOVL fatty acid elongase 2
Biological process (GO): fatty acid elongation, monounsaturated fatty acid; fatty acid elongation, saturated fatty acid; very long-chain fatty acid biosynthetic process
Cellular component (GO): endoplasmic reticulum; endoplasmic reticulum membrane
Molecular function (GO): fatty acid elongase activity
Source: RefSeq, a predicted model, not a curated record